CCUCUCUCCUUCCCUUUCUCUCUGUCUCGCGGCGGUGGGUUGGAGCCGCUGUCCCUGGUCUGGCACGUUUCCUAUUAAAUUUAUCUGUUUAGAUCCCCCCCCCUCUUUAAAAUUUAAAAUUUGAAAACAAAUUCGGAAACAAUAUAUAGGGGCGUUAUUCUUUUUUUUUUUUUUUUGUCGUUUGUGAAUUUACCUCUCGUCUGUAAGAUGGCGGUGAUGAGGGGGGUGUCCGUGCCGGCAGUUGCCCGGCUCGAGGGCCGUGAGUUCGAGUACCUUAUGAAGAAACGCUCGGUGACCAUCGGGCGGAAUUCGUCGCAGGGCUCCGUGGACGUAAGCAUGGGUCACUCGAGCUUCAUCUCCCGCCGGCAUUUAGAAAUCUUCACAGCCGGGGAGGAUGGGGCCGGCGGCGGCGACUUCUACCUGCGCUGCCUCGGCAAAAACGGGGUUUUCGUGGAUGGGGUGUUUCAGAGACGGGGAGCUCCGCCACUGCAGCUUCCGAGGGUGUGUACCUUCAGGUUUCCAAGUACAAAUAUCAAGAUCACAUUUACAGCCCUAUCAAGCGACAAGAAGGAAAAACGGGAAGCGCCAGAGUCACCAAUAAAGCCAGUGCAGCCCCAGAUCUCGCCCUUAACAAUAAACAUUCCAGACAACAUAGCACAUCUAAUGAGUCCGCUACCUUCCCCUACAGGAACCAUCAGUGCUGCAAACUCCUGCCCAUCAAGCCCACGAGGAGCCGGGUCAUCAGGGUACAGAAUGGGUCGUGUUAUUCCAUCCGACCUACAGCUAAUGGGUGACAACUCACAGUCAGAAAAUGACAAGGAGGCAUCUGGGGGAGAUAGCCCAAAGGAUGAUUCAAAGCCACCAUACUCUUAUGCACAACUGAUAGUACAAGCUAUUACAAUGGCACAGGAUAAGCAGCUUACACUAAAUGGAAUUUACACACACAUCACCAAAAAUUAUCCGUACUACAGGACAGCAGACAAAGGCUGGCAGAAUUCGAUUCGUCACAAUCUUUCUCUGAAUCGGUACUUUAUUAAAGUACCCCGCUCGCAAGAAGAGCCAGGAAAAGGUUCAUUUUGGAGGAUAGAUCCUGCUUCAGAGAGCAAACUGAUAGAGCAGGCCUUUAGGAAACGAAGGCCAAGGGGAGUACCCUGUUUUCGAACUCCUUUAGGACCGCUCUCAUCUAGAAGUGCCCCAGCCUCUCCAAAUCACUCUGGAGUGUUAUCUGCUCACUCUAGUGGUGUGCAGACCCCAGAGAGCCUCUCUCGAGAAGGCUCCCCAGUCCCAAUGGAACCGGAGCCCGCCGCUGCAGUGCAGCCUAAGUUAGCAGUAAUACAGGAAGCACGGUUUGCUCAGAGUGCACCUGGUAAGAGUCAAGUCACUCACAACAGAAAUAUUACAUUACCCUUAGGAGUAACAGGUUCCCCUUUAAAUAGCCAGCCAGUCCUAAUAACAGUCCAACGACAAUUACCACAGACCAUUAAACCUGUCACAUACACUGUUGCCACCCCAGUGACAACAUCAACAUCCCAGCAACCAGUUAUGCAAACAGUUCACCUUGUCCACCAGUUACCAGCUGUGUCGGUUACUAGUGUUGCUGGAUUAGCACCAGCAAACACAUACACGGUGGCAGGCCAGACGAUGGUCGCUCAGGCAGCAUUGUUUAAGCCUAAAGUGGAACCGCAGGAAAAUGGAGCACACAAAGAAGUAAAAGUGAAAGUAGAACCUGUUCCUGCCAUUGCCCAUGCUACUAUAGGAGUUCCAAGUCGUAUCAUUCAGACCUCUCAAGCAACACCUUUACAGACGGUUACAAUUGUGCAACAAGCCCCUCUUGGACAGCACCAGCUACCAAUCAAAGCAAUCACACAUAACGGAACCCAUGUAGUCCCUAUCACCACAGCCAUACAUGGACAUGUCAACACAGCCAUUGCAAGCCCACUACACAUGUUGGCAACCCAUGCCUCUGCAUCAGCCUCUCUUCCAACUAAACGGCAAAAUGGAGAUCAGGCAGAACAACCAGAACUUAAACGUAUCAAAACAGAAGGAGAAAGCAUAGUCAUUGCAGUAAACAUGGACUCUCCCACUGUAAGUGAACAAGGCAGUCAGAACUAAAGACUUUGAGGUAUUACUGUUUUUUAUAUCAACUCCAAGGUGCCAAAAGGAGAAGAUUAACGUAACCAUCUUUGAACUUUGGAAUGCGUUACCACCCUAUGGGUACAAAAAAUAAAUAAAUAAA
Messenger RNA from Polyodon spathula (Mississippi paddlefish), 2236 nucleotides. Its product is annotated as forkhead box protein K2-like. Gene Ontology annotation, biological process: regulation of transcription by RNA polymerase II. Gene Ontology annotation, molecular function: protein binding; DNA-binding transcription factor activity, RNA polymerase II-specific; RNA polymerase II cis-regulatory region sequence-specific DNA binding. Bases 208 to 2112 code for a protein of 634 amino acids. NCBI's taxonomy places the organism in Eukaryota, Metazoa, Chordata, Actinopteri, Acipenseriformes, Polyodontidae. The transcript has 9 exons. The record is from RefSeq and is a predicted model, not a curated record.